AUUCAGUGGACGUGGCUGCUCGUGUGGCUCAGUUCAUCAGCGGAGCGGCUCUCACACACCAGCUGCCCAUCGCCGAAGCCAUGCUGACCUGCAAACACAGAACGAGGGAUGAAGACUCCUACCAGAAAUUCAUCCCGUUCAUCGGGGUGGUAAAGGUGGGCUUGAUUGAGCCGGGUCAGUCUUCAGCAGGCGACGCAGAAGAGGGCAUGGCUGUGAGUUUGGCUGUCCCCUCCACAUCUCCGCCCUCUCACGGCUCACCAGCCAGUCUUAAAGAGACAGCGACGCCGCCCUCAUCCCCGUCCAUCGGCGGUGGUCUGGCUGUGCAGGGCAGCCCCAGCAUGUCUCACGCAGUGGACGCCAUCGGUCUGCAGGUUGACUACUGGCUGGCGUCUCUGGCAGAGAAGCGGCGUGAGGGCGAGCGCAGGGACACCGGCUGUAAAAACACUCUGAAGAGCGCCUUCUGGUCUCUACAGGUCAGCCGGCUGCCAGGAGGAGUCGCCAGCGACACACAGCCACACGUCAACACUAUGGCCAUGACGGUGGUCACCAAAGAGAAGAACAAGAAGGUUCCAACUAUUUUCCUGGGGAAGAAGCCUAAAGAGAAGGAGAUGGACUGUAAGAGUCAGGUGAUCGAGGGCAUCAGUCGGCUCAUCUGUUCGGCCAAACAGCAGCAGACCAUCCUGAAAGUCACUAUUGAUGGAGGAGAGUGGAACGACGUGAAGUUCUUCCAGUUAGCCGCGCAGUGGCCAACUCACGUCAAGUAUCUGCCAGUGGGAUUAUUCGGCUACAGCAAACCGGCCUCUUAGAACCGCCCACUUUCCCAACCCCGCCUCUUCAACCUCCAAGCCGACGCCCCAUCGCACACCGUUCCCGCCACUCAAAGAAUGCUGGCCAAUCAGAGAAGAGACAGGACUCUCUCCUGUGACAGACGGUCUGCUGGGAGGGUGGAGUUGAAGACGUCCCAUAGACUUUUAUCAGCGCUAGUCACUUUUAUUUAUCAAAGGUCCCAGAGCCACUUAUGGGGGCCAAGCACAAAUUUGGAUACACCACCCGUCAGUCAUCAGCCUGACUAUUUAACAGCAUGACACUGCUUAAUGAGUCACCUCGAAUAUGAUCCGUAACAUCGCUAAUGUCUUUCGUCAUUGGCCGCAUAACCAGCAUAAACAAGAAAUGCAGCCAAAAUCUACCAUGGUAACUGUGUUUGCCAAAAAAUUUAUUUAUUUAAAGAGACAGUACACCCAAUAAUCAAAGUUAUGUCAUGCUUUACACUUGAGUGACUCAAAGGAAGAUAUGCAUUACUUCACUGGAAGGGGUGUUCAUAAGACUGUCGUGACACAUUAAUAAUCAUGACAUGACACACAGCAUGAAUAUGAAUGAGAUUUAUGCAUGCUUAUGUCACCUGUCUUUAAGUGUCAGUUAUUACAUUUUAAAUGCAAAGGUGACUUCAUUUUAAAUGUAUUUGUUAUGACAUCUUGACAAAACCAAGACAACAUGAUCUGUCAUAAACAUGUCAUAAACAUGACAGUCACAAGGCCAAUACAAUUAUCAUUAAUAUAAACAUUUGACACUUUUUUACAUUUUAAUGACAAAUUCCAUAGUUUAUGAUAGGUUUAUAACAACUUAUAAUGUCCUAAUGUCAAGUUGUCAUAACAGCUACAAUAACUGGUUAUGAUAUAUUUAUGUCAAGUUGUCGUAACAAAGACAUCUCAAACAAUGUCAUCUUUGUAUUUGAAAUGACUUAACUGAGCUUAUGACACUUAAUGACAGUUGUCAUAAGCAAACAUAAAAUGUCAUUUAUACUCAUGAUGUGUCAUGUCAUGAUUAAAAGGUCUCAUGACAGUCCUAUGAACACCGACUUCAAGUAAAGUGUUGCCAGAUAUGGUUUCCGAAAGUGUAUCUGGUAACACUUGACUAAAAGAGGUGUUCAUAAGACUGUCAUGACACAUUUAUAAUCAUGACAUGACACACGGCAUAAAUAUGAAUGAGAUUUAUGCAUGCUUAUGUC
Molecule: messenger RNA, 2005 nt
Organism: Danio rerio (zebrafish)
Lineage: Eukaryota; Metazoa; Chordata; Actinopteri; Cypriniformes; Danionidae
Source: RefSeq, a predicted model, not a curated record